GAGAAGAAUGGAGGCGGACAACCAGAACCCAGAGCAGCGGAGCAACAAGGUCCCCAGAAGACAAGCAGCAGGCUCGGACUCUGAUAGCAGCCAUGUUCAGUGAGGAUAACACAUGGGAGUCGCAAGACAACCUGGACCUCGACCUUAUCACAGAGUACAUGCAGAAACAAGAGGAGAAAUUGGGGAAGAAGAAGGAGGGCAAGAGGAAAGUUGUCAGUGAGGUCUCGGGUGACUCAGAGGAGCGAGCGAGCAAGAGAAAGGAGGAGGAGGAGGAGAAACCGAGAGGAGGGGAGAGACCCAGAUGUCACCACUGUCAACACUGUGACAAAUCCUUCACAACAUCUGGACAUUUAAAGAUUCAUCAACGCAUUCACACUGGAGAGAAGCCGUACAGCUGUGAUCUGUGUGGUGGAACAUUUUCUCAGAGCGGUAGCCUGAAAAUCCACCAGCGCAUUCACACUGGAGAGAAGCCGUACUGGUGUGAACAAUGCGGGAAAACGUUUUCUGUGAGAAGUAGCCUUAAAAAACACCAGCAUGGUCACACUGGGGAGAAGCCGUACAGCUGUGAUCUAUGUUGCAAAAUCUUUUCUAGUAGGUAUUGCCUAAAAAUGCACCAACGUGUUCACACCGGAGAGAAGCCGUACCGGUGUGAGCAAUGUGGGGUAACUUUUUCUCUGAGAGGUAACCUUAAAUCUCACCAGCGUGUUCACACUGGAGAGAAGCCAUACAGCUGUGAUCUAUGUGGGGAAACAUUUGCUCAGAGUAGUAGCGUUAAAUCUCACCAGCGUCUUCACACUGGAGAGAAGCCGUACAGCUGUGAUCUAUGUGGGAAAACAUUUGCUCAGAGUAAUAGCCUUAAAUAUCACCAGCGCGUUCACACUGGAGAGAAGCCGUUCAGAUGUGAUCUAUGUGGGGAAGCAUUUUUUCAGAGUGGUAGCCUUAAAUCUCACCAGCGCAUUCACACUGGAGAGAAGCCGUACUGGUGUGACCAAUGUGGGAAAACGUAUUCUAUGAGAAGCAGCCUUAAAAAACACCAGCGUGUUCACACUGCCUCGUUGUGAGCAUGUUUCAGAGCCAAGCUGUUUCCUUCUGCCUUCGCCUCAUGCCCUGAUAGCUGUGUUGUUAUUUUCUGA
Molecule: messenger RNA, 1133 nt
Organism: Etheostoma cragini (Arkansas darter)
Lineage: Eukaryota; Metazoa; Chordata; Actinopteri; Perciformes; Percidae
Product: zinc finger protein 239-like
Exons: 3
Coding region: 93-1061 (322 amino acids)
Cellular component (GO): nucleus
Source: RefSeq, a predicted model, not a curated record